ACGUUGAGUAUGGUAAACCGGGGCUUCUUUGACCAGUUUUGUUUUACGAUUUUGAGAGAAGGCUCAGAAAAUUUGUGCAUUACAAGCUAAUCAAAAUCAUUAAAGUAGUCCUGCAAAGUCAAAGUAGCCCCGGUUGACAGUAUAAGUAGAUGAUUACCAAGAGUAGAAUUUGAAUUCUUAAACUUGUUUUCAUAAAUACAUUGCAAAUUUACGUUAUCUAAAACCAUAUUAUUUAAACUUUAGUGCUAAAAUAAUAAUCUACACUUUUUUCAAAUUAAAAGUCUUUUUAAAAACUUUUGCAUCAUCAUCACGGUAAAUUUCUAAAAAAAAAAACUAUAUUCAUUUAGAAGAUCAAUGAAUAAACUUUUCUUAGUUUACUGAAACAAACUAGUUUUUCACACAUGCAUUUAAAAGUUAUUAAAAAUUCUGCGCAUGCCAUUUUACAUUUUUCACCCUCGUCAUUGUAAAGUUUUUUUUUUAGCUUUAGUAUUAUAAAAGACGUCUGACAAUUGACAUGAAAAAAAAACCAGAACAACUUUCAAGAGUACCUGAUUUAUCAAAUCAAGUAAAAAAAGACAUAGAGUACAGUAUAGAAAUGAGUCGCUGGUUUUUAAAGCCUAUAGGACUUUGGCCAAUUGAUCCCCAUGCUUCAACGACAGAAAAGUGUUUACUAAAAAUCUUGAUAGUAAUUGCCAGUUUCCUAUUGUCGUUUAACUUCAUCCCUACACUUCUUCAUGUGAUAAUUAUUGAAAAAAAUCUUGAACAAAAAUUAAUAUUUGCUGGACCUAUAUGUUUUGGAGUCAUGGUGAUAAGCAAAUAUUACUUCUUACUAGCUAAACAUAAAAGCAUCCGCAAAUGCUUCAAACAUAUUGAUACUGACUGGCAUCAAAUCAGACAUACAAAUGAUCGGAAAAUUAUGUGGGCUUAUGCCAAACACAGUCGAUUUAUCAUGAGUUUUUGUGCAAUUUUUUUGUAUGCAGGUGGUAUUUUUUAUCAUACUAUUGCACCUCUUGCAAGAGGAACAAUCUUAACAGCCAACAAUGUCAGCAUUCGACCACUACCUCAUCCAGGAUUUAUUGUUGUUGAAACAAGUCCUCUAUAUGAAAUUUUUUUUAUUGCUCAAUGGUUUUCAGAUUUUGUUAGAUACAGUGUUGGUGGUGCAAUGUGCAGUCUAGGUGUGACAUUUGUUCUUCAUAUAUGUGGUCAACUGAAAAUUAUCAUGUCUCGACUUGAGGAAUUCAUUGAUGCUGACACCUUGGCAGGUAAUAUAAAAUCAAAAACUGCUACGAUUGUAGAGCUUCACCUACGAUCUAUGAAUUUCAUAUCUCGUAUAGAAAAAUUAUUAAAUGAAGUGUGUCUUAUAGAAGUGCUUGGAAGUACAUUGGUUUUGUGUUUGAUCGGUUACUGCAUCUUAGUGGAGAUUGAAAAGGAACAUACACGAGCUAUUGAAAUAUUAACAUACAGUGUCCUUCUCGUGUCAUUUACAUUUAAUAUUUUUAUAUUUUGUUACAUUGGUGAAAUGUUAUCUCGACAGAAAGAAAAAAUUGGUAAUACAGCUUACAUGAUAAAAUGGUAUAAGUUAUCAGGAAAGGAUGCUAAAAUAUUGAUUUUGAUUAUAAAAAUUUCUCAUUACUCUAACAAUUUGACUGCUGGAAAAAUGAUGACAUUAUCAUAUCACAGUUUUUCUGCGAUUAUCAGAACUUCAAUAGCAUAUCUAAAUUUAUUGAGAACUUUGAUAUUAUAAAAAAAUUGUUAUUAUAUUAUAUAAUGUAUGUUAGCCAUUAUUCAUAUAAAAACAAUUUUU
Molecule: messenger RNA, 1804 nt
Organism: Chelonus insularis
Lineage: Eukaryota; Metazoa; Arthropoda; Insecta; Hymenoptera; Braconidae
Product: putative odorant receptor 83c
Exons: 5
Coding region: 515-1744 (409 amino acids)
Biological process (GO): sensory perception of smell; detection of chemical stimulus involved in sensory perception of smell
Cellular component (GO): plasma membrane
Molecular function (GO): odorant binding; olfactory receptor activity
Source: RefSeq, a predicted model, not a curated record